Messenger RNA from Corythoichthys intestinalis (scribbled pipefish), 3795 nucleotides. RefSeq names its product FGGY carbohydrate kinase domain containing (gene fggy). The transcript has 16 exons. The record is from RefSeq and is a predicted model, not a curated record. The coding region runs from base 438 to 2120 and encodes 560 amino acids. Gene Ontology annotation, molecular function: D-ribulokinase activity. Gene Ontology annotation, biological process: pentose metabolic process; carbohydrate phosphorylation. Lineage: Eukaryota; Metazoa; Chordata; Actinopteri; Syngnathiformes; Syngnathidae. Gene Ontology annotation, cellular component: cytoplasm.
GCCACAUUAUUCAUUUAUGAGGGAUAAACUUGUAUGAUUAGUGAUAAACUCAUUUGAUUUAUAAUAAAAUCACUUUAUUAAUCCUUUCUUCAAACGGAUUGGACAUCGACUGGUAAUGCUCAGGAUAAAAAAAAAAUAGCUUGUUUUUCUAUUUAUUAUUAAUUUCCUGACCGAUUGGUCAAUAAUUGAUACAUCGCAAGAUCGUUAUCAUAAGCCAUGUAACGCAAAUUGUGUCCGAUCUUGAGGUACUCAGAGGUUCCCAGCACUACAGUGCAUCACUCAAAACGCAAUUUGGCGCUUUUUGUCCUCGCAGCGGUUCCGUUCUCGACAAUUCCAGGCUCAAAGUGCGUGUUUUUUCAGUCUCCGAAUGACCCAAAUCUACUAAACUCUAUCCAAGCCAUUGGCGUUAGCACGUGUCUUGUUGUCGAUUCGUCCUCAUGGCGGAAGUCUACUAUAUCGGCGUGGACGUGGGAACGGCUAGUGUCAGAGCUGCUUUGGUGUCCAAAAACGGUCAUUUGAAGACUGUUGCUCAAGAGCCCAUUAGCAUCUGGGAGCCUCACACGGACCAUUACGUACAGUCUUCUUCUGAGAUAUGGAGGAAAUGCUGCUCCGUUGUCAAGGAAGUAACCAGAGAUGUGAACAAGAACCAGGUGAGAGGGAUCGGAUUUGAUGCCACCUGUUCUCUGGUGGUGUUGGACCAAAGCUUCCAACCUGUAGCGGUCAAUCGGGACGGUAACAAAGAGAGAAACGUGGUGAUGUGGAUGGACCAUCGUGCCGCUGAGCAGGCCGCCAGGAUCACAAGCACAGGCCACGGUGUCCUGAGGCGGGUCGGAGGGGUCAUGUCACCAGAGAUGCAACCACCGAAGCUACUCUGGCUCAAAGAGAAUCUAAGGGAAAGCUGUUGGAACCAAGCCGCUCACUUUUUUGACCUUCCAGACUUCCUGUCGUGGAAGGCCACGGGAUCUUUGACCAGAUCCCUUUGCACUCUGGUUUGCAAAUGGACCUACUGCCCCCCUCAGGGAUGGGACGCCACUUUUUGGACUUCAAUAGGACUGAAGGAUCUCACUGAAAAGAACUUUUCCAAAAUAGGCAACGUGACGUGUUCCCCGGGGAGUCCGCUCGGGGACGGCCUGACUCGGGAAGCGGCGGCAGAUCUGGGUUUAAAUACGGGAACUGCAGUCGGGGCGUCGCUCAUUGAUGCUCAUGCUGGAGGACUCGCCAUGAUAGGAGCAGACGUAAAAGGCUUUCAGCUGCCGUGCGAGGGCCGGCCGAUCACGUCGCGCGUGGCCAUGAUCUGCGGGACGUCGUCUUGUCACAUGGCGAUCAGUGAACAGCCGCUAUUCGUGCCGGGAGUUUGGGGUCCCUGCCUGUCCGCCAUGGUGCCGGACUUGUGGCUCAACGAGGGGGGACAGAGUGCCACGGGGCGCCUGAUUGAGCACAUGGUGAAGGGGCACGCCGCGUACAUGCUGCUCCAAGAAAAGGCACAGCAGAGCUGUCCCAGCAGCGCGGACGACGACAACGGCGGCAUCUACAGCUACUUGAACAAGCACCUAAGCCGAAUGGCUUCGGCAUGUUCCACCGUCGAUUCCCUGGCUUCCGGUCUUCACGUGUGGCCGGACUUUCACGGGAACCGGUCGCCGCUGGCUGACCCUACCUUGAAGGGCAUGGUGGUGGGGCUGUCUCUUUCUCAUACUCUGGAUGAUUUGGCUUUGCUGUACUUGGCCACCGUACAAGCCCUGGCGCUGGGUACACUUCAUAUUCUGGAGGCGAUGAAAGAAGCAGGGCACUCGAUUGAAACCAUCUUCCUGUGUGGAGGGUUGAGCAAGAACCACUUGUUUGUGCAGACUCAUGCCAAUGCCACAGGCUUACCUGUAGCGUUGCCAGAACAGAGCGAGGCCGUACUGGUGGGAGCGGCCAUUCUUGGAGCGUGUGCGUCCCGGGAACACGGCACUAUACAGGAGGCCAUGGCAAAAAUGGCCAAAGUGGGAAAAGUUGUCCAACCUGACCGCACACUUCAAAGUUUUUACCAAAAAAAGUACAAAGUGUUUCGGCGCCUCGUCGACCACCAGAGGGAGUACCAAGCCCUCAUGAGCACUUUUGGGAUAGAGGAAGGUCAUUAGCAGGAACGCAUGUCAUGUUCCUUUUCAUACGAUUCCAAUUUGGCAAUAAAUAUGGCUGACAGCAGUACCACGUGUAUCAAAAUGUUAUGGAGCAAGUCACGUAAUGUAUAUAAGUAAUGAUAAGGAGUUUUAAAACAAUAUAUAGAUUUGAACCCUUUCAGGGACAGUAAACAGCUAUACAAAAGUUGCUUUUUCCCCAUAUGAAUGGAAGAAGAAAAAAACGGGUGUAUAUAUUUUUAAUUUAAAAGAGAAAAAUAAUAAUAAUAAUACACACUAGGGUUGUUCCGAUCAUGUUUUUUUUUUUGCUCCCGAUCGUUUUAGUAUCUGCCGUUCCCGAUCCGAUUGCUUUUUUUUUUUUUUUGCUACCGAUUCAAUUCCAAUCAUUCACGAUAAUUUUUCCCGAUCAUAUCCAUUUUGGCAAUGCAUUAAGAAAAAAAUGAAUAAAACUCGGACGAAUAUAUACAUUCAACAUACAGUACAUGAGUACUGUAUUUAUUAUGACAAAUUCUCAAGAUGGGAUUUACAUUAUUAACAUUCUUUCUGUGAGAGGGAUCCACGGAUAGAAAGACUUAGAAAGGAUAGAUGUGACUUUGUAUAUUGUGACUAAAUAUUGCCAUCUAGUGUAUUUGUUGAGCUUUCAGUAAAUGAUACUGUAGCCAUUUAACUGUUCUGUCAAAAUGCAUGAUGGGAAGCGCAACAAUGACUGUGCGUAGUGGUACCAAUUGAUAUAUAUUCUCUGCGUUGGGAAAUAACAUAGGGUGUUAAGAAAAAGAUCAAUUGCUCCCUUUCUUCCCCAGAUUGCUUCCCACAAUAUUUCUAAUCGUAGGGAGAGGGAUUGUAAGGCUUUAGCCAAUUAAAAAAAGGCUCCAAAGGCUGACAAAAUUCACUCUACUAAUUUUACGCUGCCUUUUAGCUCUUUAUAUAGGUAAAACAGCGCCAUUAUAGAUUGAACACGACAAUGUGUGAGUGGGUCGUGCAGCGCAUGCGUUAAUUGCGUUAAAUAUUGUAACGUGAUGAAUGUAAAAAAUAUUAAUUCUCGCCGUUAACGCGAUAAAUUUGAUAACCCUACCUUAAGCUUAAACUAAAGACUCUGGAAGAGUGUAACACAUUAUGUCUGUAACGUUAAAUACAAUUAGAAAACGAUUUAAUUAAAGGACGUUAAAUGACGUGAUCGGACCCGAUCGAUCGGGACAUCUCUAAUACAUUAAGUAAGUAACAAAGUAUUACUAAGUAUCAAAUUACUUGAGGUAAUUGUAUUAGUGUUUCAACAAUUAUUCGAUUAACUGGAGUAAAUCGAUUAGAAAAAGCUUUGACUCAAAUUUAGCCGCUUCAAGUAUCUAAUGUGGUGUAGUAAUGGUUCGUUUUGAAAGUGUUGCAUUUAGUUUUAUUGAUUAGGGUGGAUACACUGCCCACUAGUGGCAACAGUGAAUGAUGACGUAACGUGGCUGAAUCCAGCUGCUCCCUGUUAAGACCAACAUAAGGUAUGUUUUUGUUUAAGCUAAUGUUUGUUUAUGCAUUUGUUAUUUGGUUUAGAAUUACAUUUAGUAGUUUUUUUCUGGGAAUGUGUGUGUGAACAAUUUGUUAAGAGCAUUGUUUAAAAAAAAACAUUUAAACUGGCAGAUGUUUCCAAGUUAGCAUAUUCUUUUGUUGUAUUAAGAUCCUCUACUAUUUUUUU